Molecule: messenger RNA, 5589 nt
Organism: Macaca mulatta (Rhesus monkey)
Lineage: Eukaryota; Metazoa; Chordata; Mammalia; Primates; Cercopithecidae
Source: RefSeq, a predicted model, not a curated record
UCGAGCCCCCGAAGAGCCAGUCUUCGCAGCCUUUCCCGGAGCGCUCGCAUCUGGCGCUGGCCAGAGCCCGCUCGCAGCGCUCAGGGACGGGAGGCCCGGUUUCCACGGGAGAGGCUGCGGACUGUGGGCCCCGUCCCGAGGGGGUGGUGGUGGGAGACACCCGGCGACCCCCCAGAGGCGAUUCCGGAGGUGGCGGCGGGGGCAGCCUACGCAUCCCCUGGAAGCACCGCCCCGCCUGGGUGGUGCCCGCGCCGGCGCCUCCUCUUCCCCUCCGCAGCGGCCCGCCCCGGCCCGCAAACCCAAACACUCCAGGCGCCCGCCCACCGCGCGUGAUUCUCGCUUCGCCGCCGCCCAGCCCUGCGCGCCCCGCCUGGCGCCCCCCGCCCGGCCGCUCCGGGCCCCGGGCCCCGCGGAGCGAUGCUGCUGCUGGCUGCCGCCUUUCUCGUGGCCUUCGUGCUGCUGCUCUACAUGGUGUCUCCGCUCAUCAGCCCCAAGCCCCUCGCCCUGCCCGGGGCGCAUGUGGUGGUUACAGGAGGUUCCAGUGGCAUCGGGAAGUGCAUUGCCAUUGAGUGCUAUAAACAAGGAGCCUUUAUAACUCUGGUUGCACGAAAUGAGGAUAAGCUGCUGCAGGCAAAGAAAGAAAUUGAAAUGCACUCUAUUAAUGAUAAACAGGUGGUGCUUUGCAUAUCGGUUGACGUAUCUCAAGACUAUAACCAAGUAGAGAAUGUCAUAAAACAAGCACAGGAGAAACUGGGUCCAGUGGACAUGCUUGUAAAUUGUGCAGGAAUGGCAAUGUCAGGAAAAUUUGAAGAUCUUGAAGUUAGUACCUUUGAAAGGUUAAUGAGCAUCAAUUACCUGGGCAGCGUGUACCCCAGCCGGGCCGUGAUCACCACCAUGAAGGAGCGCCGGGUGGGCAGGAUCGUGUUUGUGUCCUCCCAGGCAGGACAGUUGGGAUUAUUCGGUUUCACAGCCUACUCUGCAUCCAAGUUUGCCAUAAGGGGAUUGGCAGAAGCUUUGCAGAUGGAGCCUUUGGAGACUCGACUUAUUUCAGAGACCACAUCUGUGUGCAAACCCGAACAGGUGGCCAAACAAAUCGUUAAAGAUGCCAUACAAGGAAAUUUCAACAGUUCCCUCGGCUCAGAUGGGUACAUGCUCUCGGCCCUGACCUGUGGGAUGGCUCCAGUAACUUCUAUUACUGAGGGGCUCCAGCAGGUGGUCACCAUGGGCCUGUUCCGCACUAUUGCUUUGUUUUACCUUGGAAGUUUUGACAGCAUAGUUCGUCGCUGCAUGAUGCAGAGAGAAAAAUCUGAAAUUGCAGACAAAACUGCCUAAUUCUUCUCACCCUUUGGAAGAAGACUGUUUCCAAAUAAUUUGAACAGCUUGCUGCUAAAUGGGACCCAAUUUUUGGCCUAUAGACACUUAUAUAUUGUUUUCAAAUGUGUCAGAUUGGACCAGUGCUCUUCAGAAAUGUGGCUGCAAGCAAGGGGCUAGAAGUUCACCUCCUGACAAUAUUAUUAAUACUAUGCAAAUAUGGAAUAGGAGACCAUUUGAUUUUCUAGGCUUUGAGGUAGAGAAGUGAAGGUAUUAGAAUUAAUACCAUGUGAACAAGGUAAAGAACAGGAUUCCAGAAUGAUCAUUAAAUUGUUUUCUAUUUAUUCUUUUUUGCCCCUCUAGAGAUUAAGUCCAGAAAUGUACUUUAUGGCACAUAAAGAAAUCUUGAGGACUUUGUUUAAACCUUCCAUAAAAAACAAUUCUGGGUUUCCUUCCUUCCUUCCUUCCUUCCUUCCUUCCUUCCUUCCCUCCCUCCCUCCCUCCCUCCCUCCCUCCCUCCCCCUCCCUCCCCCCCUCCCUCCCUUCCUUCCUUCCUUCCUUCCUUCCUUCCUUCCUUCCUUCCUUCCUUCCUUCUCUCCUCUCUCUUUCCUUCCUUCCUUCCUUCCUUCCUCCUCCCUCCCUCCCUCCCUCCCUCCCUCCCUCCCUCCCUUCCUUCCUUCCUUCCUUCCUUCCUUCCUUCCUUCCUUCCUUCCUUCCUUCCGUCCUUCCUUGGUGUAUUUUAUUCAAGAUGACUUGGACCCAUUGCCAGUGAGUCUGAGUGUCACUGACAGCCCUGUGUUGUGCUCAGGACUCACUCUGCUGCUGGUGGAAACGCAUGGCUUCUCUCUCUCUUUGAUCCCAGGAAGCUAUGAGGGGGACGGGAGAGGGCAGUGCAAUGGGAGCUAAAGAGAUAUUUUCCAGUAGGAAAAGCAAUGCUUUCUUGUCUUCUUUAGACUCAAAUGCUUAGGGAACGUUUCAUUUCUCAUUCAUGGGGGAAGGCAGCCUCCUUAAAUGUUUUCUGAAGAGCAGUAAAAUCUAGAAGCUUAAGAAUUUACAGUUCCUUCAAUAACCAUGAUGACCUGAAGUUCACCUAUUCCAUUUUAGCAUCUACUUGUUCUUCCCAUCUCUUCCUUUCCAAUUUUGCUUAUACUGCUGUAAUAUUUUUGUAAAAAAAAAAAAAAAAAAAAGGGAAAAAAAGACCAGCUAAAAUUUUUGACUUGACUUUUUAACUUAAUUCAUGAAUUAAUUAAAACAAAUGAAAAAAUUAAAAAGUGUGACAUUUUUCUCGGAGCAUAUAUGUAGCUUUUAGGAAAGGCUGAUGAUGGUUUAAAAUUUACUCAUGAAGAAAAAAAGACAAGGCUGAUUUUGAAGAGAGUCGCUUUUGAAAUAAAAUGAUCACCUGUUCUUUAUGUGACUCUCCCACUGAGCCCGCAGACAUUAUCUUCAUACCACGUGCUAAGGAAGCCCACUCAUGGCUCGUAACUCUGUAGCCCUGGAAACCCUCUUGGCCCCUGAAUGUUGUUUCCAGGUUAUAGGAUCUGUGUUCAUUAGUGGAUUUUGACAGCAAGUGUCUCUGAUGAGUUUUAGCCAACAUUCCCCGUUGCAUCCUGCUGGUUGUUCACACUCCUCUGACUUGAGGAGAGCUCCCUUCACCUUGAUCUUGUAACCCAUCUUCCUUGCAUAUAUGGUAGCACAUUCCAGAUCACUUCGGUGAAAAAAGACCUCUGUUUUUGAAGAGGAAACUUUCUUAAAUUGUAAAAUAAAACUUAAAAAACAUAAAAACUCUAUACAAAAAUUGAAGACCUAAAAAUUAUUGCAAACCUUUUUUUUUUUUUUCGCUCUUGAGUUUUUGAAGCUCUUGACUUUAAAUGACUUAACUUUUUAAAAAAUAAGAUGUUUGAUGGCUUUAAUCCAUGGUAUCUUUUUAUUAAGAUCUGAGAAUAGCAUAUUUUAAACACUGAUAGAUACAGAAGAAAUUAUUAUUUAAUGUAUUAAUUGCUUGGAAUGAUUUCAUUGCAGCUUAUAAGGAUAGGUUGAUGCCAAAAUGGUUUCAUAAAUCUUUCAGUCUUACAGAGCCGAAGUUUGCACAUUAUAUUGAGUUGCAUUGUGCAGCUGCUCAAAUGGAAUCGUAGCUUUUUAUAAUUUGCAGAAAACAAUUGCAUUAAUGUCUGGAUGUCUCUCAGUUUUACUCUUUUCUCAUAAAUGUUCCUCGAACGUUGGCACCUUCUACUGCUGAUCUGUAUUAGAAUCUAGUCCAAGAAGGUGUCUGAUUUAAUAACAUUAACUAAUUAUUUCAAUGUAUUUUUUUCAGAUUAUCUUCAUAGAACCUGUCGCUUCCAGUGAGAUGGUAAUCUACCCAAAUAAAUUUAAGAGAGCCUGUUAAGAGCCCCUGUUUUGGGGUAGAAGACAAUUGUCCCUAUCCCAAUUUCCAUUGAAAUAUGAGCGCAGAUUUGUAGAGACCAUCAUGUCAGAGAAGAAAUUUCCUUGUCAGAGAUGUUAAAGGGCUACAGUCCCUUACCAAAAAACUUUGAAAUCUAAGUUGGUUUGUGUUUUUCUGAAUUUGAUACCGUAAUUCAUUUGGCAGCAAAAUCUGACUUGAACUGAUGUGAGAGUAUUGUACUUUUUUUUUUAUGCUACUCCAUUGUGACUGUUAAUUUUCCCUGAAGAAAUAUCCAUGGAUUUGAUUCUAGGUAUUCCCCUAGAUGCUGUGGAGGUGUUUUGUAAUAUUCAAAAUAUGCCCAUGUUGCCUUUUUAAAACCCCAAAGGUUAUGAAUUCUAAAACACAUCCAGCGCAAAGGGUUUUGGAUAAGGUGUUGUAAGCAUUUAAGCAGCCGCACAUAGUGGGCUGACUUCAUCCAAAACAUAGAAAUAUUACAAGGCAAAUUCUAUUUUUUAUAUUUUUUGGUUCAAUGCUUGAACAACUUGUUUUUCUGCUGGGUGAAGAGAAAAAAAACAAAACAAAAAACAACCGUGAGUAUGAUUGUUAUGGAAACUAGUGACUUUGUUUUUAAAGGAUCACAUUGAUUCAACAACUUCUGUUGGACCCAGAAGUGGGUAAAUAUUACCUAUGGCAGGAAACGUUUAAUUAUAAUUCAGUUUAAAUGCUGGUUUUCUGUAUGUAGCCAAGAACAGCUCAUUUUGUGAAUUUCAGUUUUCAAGUGGCUGCUUUUUGAUUUGGUUGUAUUAUUUUAUUAUAAUGUAUUUGUAAGUACAUCAAAAAAUUUAAAAAUUAACAUUCAGCCAUAAAAAAUCCCCAAAUAUGUUCAAGGACUUCAUAUUGAAAAAUAUAUAGAAAACAAUCUUUCUUUCUUUUUACAAAAACAAAAUCAUGGGAAUUAUUCUUUUCUAUAUAUUUAGUUAUAAAUCUUUCUCUGGGCCGGGCACAGUGGCUCACGCCUGUAAUCCCAGCACUUUGGGAGGCUGAGUCAAGACCAGCCUGGCCAAUGCGGUGAAACCCCGUCUCUACUGAAAAUACAAAAAAUUAGCUGGACGUGGUGGCGGGCGCCUAUAGUCCCAGCUACUCAGGAGGCUGAGGCAGGAGAAUCACUUGAACCCAGGAGGCAGAGGUUGCAGUGAGCCAAGAUUGUGCCACUGCACUCCAGCCUGGGUGACAGUGUGAGACUCUGUCUCAAAAAAAGAGAAAAAAAUCUUUAUCUGGAUCUGUUAAACCAUAUAUUACUGAUCACUGCAAGUGAAAUUUUGAGACAUUGUUUCUAGUAUUUAGAUGAUGAAAACAUUUUGGUAAUACUGUUUCAGUUCAAAGAAUUUUAUGUCUUUAUCUUUUAGAAGAAAGCAAUUAUAUAUAUAUUUUUUGCUAAAUUAUAUAAACUUUUAAUUACAUCAUGUUCUAAUUUAAACAUGUAUUACUCACUUGAGGCCACUUUUAAAUAUUCAUACUCUUUGACAUAAGAUGCUUUGUAUAUUUCUCAUUUCUUUUAGUUCUUAGUAAGUCAGCUUUAAAAAGUACCUGCCAACCAGAACCUUCCAUAUUCUGGACUAAAUCUUGUUGUUUGGAUUAUACUUCAGUGCAGUAACUGUGGAUUUGCAAUUUUGAAGGGGAGAUAGUCGCUAUUAUAUUUUACACUUGCUUGAUGUGAUAACUCUGAAGACUUUUUAAUUGAUAAAAGUGCACAUGGCUAUUUUGAUACACAAUAAAAGUUGUGUUUGCUACUUUAGAAGCUUUUGUGGCAGAAUUGUAACCUAAUUUUCAUACCUUGUAUUUCUGAAUCACAACAAAAAAAAUAAAUGGGGAACAAGACUUACAGAUUUGAAAAUUUA